AUUUACAUGUUUAAAACUGUAUUUGUGUUAUUUACAUGUUCAAAACUGUAUUUGUGUUGUUAUUUACAUGUUUAAAACUGUAUUUGUGUUAUUUACAUGUUCAAAACUGUAUUUGUGUUGUUAUUUACAGGUUCAAAACUGUAUUUGUGUUGUUAUUUACAUGUUCAAAACUGUAUUUGUGUUGUUAUUUACAUGUUCAAAACUGUAUUUGUGUUAUUUACAUGUUCAAAACUGUAUUUGUGUUGUUAUUUACAUGUUCAAAACUGUAUUUGUGUUGUUAUUUACAUGUUUAAAACUGUAUUUGUGUUAUUUACAUGUUCAAAACUGUAUUUGUGUUGUUAUUUACAUGUUCAAAACUGUAUUUGUGUUGUUAUUUACAUGUUUAAAACUGUAUUUGUGUUAUUUACAUGUUCAAAACUGUAUUUGUGUUGUUAUUUACAUGUUUAAAACUGUAUUUGUGUUAUUUACAUGUUCAAAACUGUAUUUGUGUUGUUAUUUACAGGUUCAAAACUGUAUUUGUGUUGUUAUUUACAUGUUCAAAACUGUAUUUGUGUUGUUAUUUACAUGUUCAAAACUGUAUUUGUGUUAUUUACAUGUUCAAAACUGUAUUUGUGUUGUUAUUUACAUGUUUAAAACUGUAUUUGUGUUGUUUACUAGAACAUGUUUACAUUGUUUACUGUUCAUAAGCAGACUACAGAAUUCUUUACUUACUACCAGGUAUUUAAGUUUUACAGCUUCUAAAAGCUUUUAUCUGAUGGUUUCUGUUCAAUCCUCACCAUCAGUUCACAGCAGCCUCAACAACAAUCAGACACCUGCGUCUGAUUUAGUGUCUUAUUUCUUGUUUUGUGUCAUUUUAUCUCUAGUUUUUGUUGUUCUGUGUCUCGUUGUUGCCUUUUGGUUACUGAUUUUUGUCAUUUUAUGUCUGAUUUGUAUGUUUUGUGUCACUGUGUGUCAUUUUGUGUCUUAUUUUUGGCAUUUUGUGUCUCAAUUCUGUCAUUUUGUGUCUAGUUUUUGUCAUUUUGUGCCUCAUUUCUGUCAUUUUGUGCCUCAUUUAUGUCAUUUUGUGUCUCAUUUCUGUCAUUUUGUGCCUCAUUUCUGUCAUUUUGUGUCUCAUUUCUGUCAUUUUGUGCCUCAUUUCUGUCAUUUUGUGUCUCAUUUCUGUCAUUUUGUGCCUCAUUUAUGUCAUUUUGUGUCUCAUUUUUGUCAUUUUGUGCCUCAUUUAUGUCAUUUUGUGUCUCAUUUUUGUCAUUUUGUGUCUCAUUUCUGUCAUUUUGUGUCUCAUUUCUGUCAUUUUGUGUCUUGUUUUUGUUGUUUUGUGUCUUAUUUUUGUUGUUUCGUGUCUUAAUUCUGUUGUUUUGUGUCUUCACUUGGGCAUUUUGUCUCUUUUUUUUUUGUUUAGUGUCAUUGUGUGUCUCAUUUUUGUAAUUUUCCGCUUGUUUUCCUUGUUUUGUGUCUCAUUUUAUCAGAACAACCAUGAGGAAGGAUGGAGAACUCAGAACGAUGGAAACCAGCUAACGAAUAAAACACUGAAGCUGAACUUUUUCUAAAACAAGUCUGAACAGUAACUUUAUGUCCUCAUCCUGUAGAUGUUUUUCUAUCUCCAUGUUUCCAGACGUUUCCUCUCUCCUCCGCUCAUCAGCAGUAGAAAGAUGUUUCUCCAUGCUGGAUGGAUCUCCAACAACUAGAUCCUCUGCUCACUGUUUCUGCUGCAUUUAUUUCACUGCUUUUCCUCUCAGUCUCUCUGAGGAAACACUGCCUGCAGUUCAACCUGGAAUCUUUCUGAAUUACUGUGUUUUACAGAAUAGUUGGUGCAAAGUGUUUUAUCUUUGGCAAACUGUGAUUUUCUUCAUGUAAAAUCAGGAUUUUAAGCUCAGAUUCGACUCAUUUUCCAGACAGAACUGUUCAAUACUCAUGACUCGUUCAAGGACUGUCAGACAGUUGCAGAAACCAAAGAGAAUUUUGUUUUUUGUUUGACAGAAUCUGGUGUUUUUUUCCCAACAUAACAGAUGAUGUGAACAGCAGAACGCCUGUUUUCCUUCAUGAUGACGGAUCAGAUCACAAUCUGGAACUAAACAUGAAGCUUGAAGGCAUUCAGAUGAAAUAUCAGCUAGAAGAUCACAUAUCUUUAAGUUUUCCAAUUAAAAAGCGUAUUAUACACGAUGCAUUCAAAGUUUCGGAAAGCUGAAACUUUGACGGGUCCAUUUUUUUGAUUAAACUGUUUUAUAAACACCAAAGUUGUUUCUGUAUUUUAUCGUCACAAGACAAGUUAAAAUCUGAAGAUGUCAGUAGAUAUUCAUACAUCGGGUGUAAACCAUGUCGACAGAAGACAUUUCUGUAAUUGAGGCCAUAAAAUCGGGUUUUUUACGAGGGAUUCUGGUAGAAAACAGCUGAUUUCGCUCCUCUUUGAGGCCUUUUGUGCAGAAAUACUGACCCUGAAUGUCUCUUUUUGCAGUGAAACGUGGCGGUUGUGAUGGAGAACAGACGUUCUGCUGUUCAGUGCUCUCACAUAAUUCUUCUUUAUGUUCUGAAAAAUGUCUCCGGGUCAGGAGUCAGGAAUCUUCUGUGUUUGGUUCAGCUGCUGGAAUGUGGAGCUCAGUUUGUGGGAAACGUUGGAGGAUUUCUGGGUCUGACCGGUUCAAUCUGCAGAUUCUAACUUUAACAAGGUGUCUGUCUGCUCAGAAGACAUUUCUGAGUUCUCUCUCUUUCUUCAUGGCUGUUCUGACAACAUGGGACACAAAACAAGAAAAACGAGAUGCAAAAUGUAAAAAAUCAGAAACAAAACGAGAAAAACUAGACACAAGCAGUAGAAAUGUGGAAAAUCACAAAAGAAAAUGAGACACAAAAUAGAAAAAAGAAGAAUCAAAACGACAAAAAAAGGAAACACACAGUGACACAGAACAAAAAUAAUGACCUAAAAUUUAAAAAUUUGACAAAAAGCAACAAAAAUUGGACACAAAAUGACAAAAAUGAGACAAAAAAUGACAGAAAAAUGACAGAAAAUGACAAAUUCUGGAUGCAAAAUGACACAGAACAAAAACAAGACAUAAAAUGGCAAAUAUGAGACAUAAAAUUACAAAAGUGUGACAGUGAACAACUAAAACAAGACAAAAAAUGAUACAAAACAAAAAAAGAUGAGAUAUAAAAUGACAAAUAUGAGAAGGACAAUGAUAUAAAAUGACAAAAGUGGCACAACACAACAAAACGAAACAAAAAGACAAAAAUGUGACAAAAAACUAAAAGAAAAUGAGUCAAAAUAACUAAAACAAGACAUAAAACUACUAAAACUAGACACAAAACAACAAGUACGAGACACAAAAUGACACAAAGCAAAAAAAGUUGCAAAAAAAUGUAUAGACUAAACACAAAAUGCAAGACAGAAAAUAGAUUAGACAAAAUGACAAAAAUGAGAGAAACAACGACACAAAACAAAAAAAUACAAGACAUGAGAUUACAAAAAUGUGGCAUAGCAACACAAAACAAAAAGAAAAUUAGUCAUUAAAAAGCAAAAACAAGGUAUAAGAUUCCAAAAAUGAGACACGCAAUGACGUAAAGCAAAAGAAAUGAGAUGGAAUAUGAAAAAAGGAAAAAGGAAGAUUAAAAAAAGACAAAAAUUACAUAAAAUGACAAACAUGAGGCAUGAAAUGACAGAAGCUAGAUACAAAACAACAAAACGGGACACAAAAAGACAAAAAAAUGUGACAAUAACACAAAGACAAAGAGAAAAUGAGACAAAACUAGCAUAAAAAACAAGACACUAAAUGACUAAAAAUGCCAUAAAAUGAGACUUAAAAUGGUGAAAACAAGACAAAUAAUGACAAAAAUUUGAUUAAAAAAUGACGUAAAAUGACAAAAACACGACAAAGAAUGGUAACACUUAGGCAAAAUUACAAAAAUAAGAAAAAGAUUACAAAAUUACAAAAAUGAGAUAAAAAAUUCCAAAAACUGAUAUAAAAUGACAAAAAAUGACAUAAAUGACAAAAAUGUGAUAAAAAUGAGAUAAAAUGGUAAAAAGUACACAAAAAGUGACAAGAAUUAGAUGCAAAAUGACAUAAAUGAGACUUAAAAUGGUAAACACUGUACACAAACUGACACGAAGCAACAAAACACGAUUUGUUUCAUCUUUGACUUUUUUUGACUGUUCUUUUGUCUGAGAACCCGUUAGCUGUUUAUAAAGGUGGUGUGGUAUUUUUUGUGCUGUGGUGCGUUCAGGUG
Molecule: messenger RNA, 4212 nt
Organism: Acanthochromis polyacanthus (spiny chromis)
Lineage: Eukaryota; Metazoa; Chordata; Actinopteri; Pomacentridae
Exons: 2
Coding region: 68-1345 (425 amino acids)
Source: RefSeq, a predicted model, not a curated record